Mya arenaria is the source of this 2877-nucleotide messenger RNA. RefSeq names its product flavin-containing monooxygenase 5-like. The record is from RefSeq and is a predicted model, not a curated record. The transcript is spliced from 11 exons. Bases 144 to 1718 code for a protein of 524 amino acids. Lineage: Eukaryota; Metazoa; Mollusca; Bivalvia; Myida; Myidae. Gene Ontology annotation, molecular function: flavin adenine dinucleotide binding; NADP binding; N,N-dimethylaniline monooxygenase activity.
CAUGCAGAUAUUUCAGUUUGUUUACUUCGCAAUGAACGCGUUGUAUAUAUAGUGCACGUAUUACCCUUUAAAGCAAAAUUUAAAGCAAAAAUGGAAAGAGCGUUUUCUUAAAGUCGUUGGGACUGGGUAUUUACCAGGUGGGUAUGACAACGGAUGUUGACGCGGUUGUGAUCGGUGGUGGCACUUCAGGGGUGGCAACUCUGAAAUGUCUCUUGGACGCGGGCCUCACCGCCGUUGUUGUUGAGCGGACAGCUGAUGUUGGGGGACUGUGGAAAUUCAGAGAACAUGACUAUGGCGUCAUGAGCUUUACACAUGUCAAUGUUUCAAAACACAACUACUGUUUCUCCGACUUUCCUUUCCCCGACGAUGUUCCGGAUUUUCCGCACAACACAAUUAUGGCGCAAUACAUAUCCGAUUAUGUCGAUCAUUUUGGUUUAAGAGAACACAUUAGAUUUCAAAAAAUGGUAUUGAAAGUUGAACGGGUAGAUGGCAUAUGGCUAACGCACAUCAAACACGUUGAAGAUGAUGGCAAAACUGUUAAGCAGUCGGAAGAUGAAGAAGUUAUCCGUUCGAAAUUUGUUGCCAUAGCUUCUGGGCAUCACGCUAAACCUAACAUCGUAGAGUUUCCUGGCCAAGAAACCUUUACAGGUAAAAUAGUCCACAGCGUGUCAUUCAACGAUGCCAUGUCAAACGGGAUUACGGGCUCACGGGUGUUGGUUGUGGGUUUAGGUAACAGCGCGGUGGACAUUGCUGAACAUUGUGCAACCGUUGGCAGGUGUAAGCCAGUGUAUAUAAGCAGUCGAUCAGGGGCGUGGAUUGCACCAAAUUACAUAUUUGGAAAUCCGCUUGACCUGUACGCCUGCAGGUUCUUAUUUAAACUGCCAUGGAGACUACAGAAUUUCAUCGCUGAAACUGUUUUAAAGAUAGUCUUUGGAGAUCCAAGAAAAUGGAACUUAAAUCCCAACAUGAAGGCAUUAUCAACACAGCCAACAAUAUCUUCCACGCUCGUUCACCACAUACAGAGGAGAGAAAUCGUGCUUGUUCCGAAUAUAGAGAGGAUUGCGGACAACAAGGUGAUGUUCAUGGACGGGACGCAGGCGGAGUUUGACAACAUCAUACUGUGUACAGGCUACAAGAUUGAUCUCCCCUACUUGGAAGACCGGGUCAGAAAUGUGGUUCUGGACGACGAACACAAUACAAUAAAGCUGUAUAAGAGCGUAUUCAGUCCAGACAUAGGCCGUUCCCUGGCGUUUAUCGGAUUUGUCCAGCCGUCAUCUGGCGGGGUGAUACUGAUGUCUGAAAUGCAGGCCCGAUGGUUAGCUGAGAUUUGCAAGGGUCGGGUCAAACUGCCAAGUGAACGAGAGAUGAGAAGCGCCAUGGAGCUGGAAAAGAAACAGAACGCUUACAAGUACUACAACUGUGCUGGCCACACCAUGCAGCGAGACCCUUUGGUGUAUAACGACGAUAUAGCGGAGCUGAUAGGGGCCAAACCCAGCCUCUUACGGUUCCCUGGUCUUGCUUGGAGACUAUUGAUGUCCUCUUGCGGUGCUUGUCAAUGGCGACUGCAAGGUCCAAACAAGUGGGUUGGCGCGAUAGAAGCCGUUAAGAAGGUUCCCAUGACAGACUUAAUGAACUAUCUUGGAUUGACCUUGUUUUUUGUUGGCGUUGUUCUACUAUUGUACAUCUGUAAAGUGUUUGUUGAUAUGUGCUGGACCUAAGUUUUAUGAUACGUUUCGUGGACCAUAAAUUCCGGUAUCGGCAGAUAAAAACAGUCUAUACGAUAGUGAUGUAUCAGUUAUUGUGCUUGUCAACUGGGACUUUAUUUAUGUUUAUUAAUAUAUUUAUAGUGAACGGCUAAAUAGCAUUUUGCGCUGUGAUAUUCUUAGACGUGUAAAUGUAUGUAAACUAUUGAAAGCAAAACGUGCUCAACUUUUCAGUGAAAUUUAUGUUCACACCGUCAUGUUCAUCUGCACUUUGCAGUUGAUUGUUGUCCCUCUCUUGCGUGCUCUGAGUAAAAGGCACUACGUCAACAAUGAUUUUCUAGAAUACUGUGCAUAAACUGCAAAUAUAUACUUUAUUUCAUAGUUUGAAAUAAUUUAUUUGAAAGCCCGUCUGCAAGGUUUUUGGUCGUCAAUGGUCAAAGAAUCUACCAGAGUGGUGGUAUUUUGCCCGUAUAUACGUACAUAUGUCACGCCUCCAACACAAAUGACGCAACGCCAUUGGUCCAAGACUGGUCACGUAGUGACCCCAUAAUUCUUCACUUAUCUUUAUACAGUACCAAAAUGGCGUCGAGUUUGUUCCAAUUCCGAUAAUUAAAUGAAACAUUUCCCCAGAUAGUGUUGGUGUCUUCAACAAUGUUAACUGGUUGUCGACGUGAUAUACACGCUACGGGGUUAUAAUAUGUUGAUAUAUGAUGGUUUCCCUUGUCCCAUAUAUUCCAUAUCGAGUCAGCUACUAACUUAUCAUGAGUAAGUGUCGAUAUAUAUGUUAAUAAGAGUUUCCUGUUGUAAGGUUUUUGGGGCAGUCUUUCCUUAAAAGAAAGGUGCAGAAAACACUGUGUUUCUAUCUUAUGACACGAUAGAAGAUCAUAGUAAAUCUUUCAGCAUUCACCAAUCAUUUAAUGUUUUGCUUUUUAAGCUAUUAAAUACACGGUUACAAUCUUGUUAUCAGUAAUUAAUAUUUUCCAUAAAUGCAUUAUUCAGUAAGUAGUUAAAGGUUUAUCUCUCAAAAUUUAUGUUUGUUAUACAUGUGUAAGUAUGUAUUGAUUUUGAAUAAGAGUGUCACUUUAAAAACAACAUAGCUGUUCGUUAGAAGUUUAUUCACAUUAUCAGUGAAGAUUGACCGAUUUACAUAUCACAACAUAUGGUUAGCUGUGUU